UAUGUUAUAUAGCACAAUGGACCAGACGAAUAUCCACGCCGAGGCGCCAUAACGCUUAUUUUUCACACCAUUCUAUUUAUCUUUAUAAGAGUUUUCAUAUCGUAUUAUAAUAGGAGGAAGUUUGUAUAUCCGCUGCAUUGGCUGCAUUAAUUUCUUACAAUUUUGUAAUCUAUAUCAAUAAAAGAUGCCAGGGAACGUGUUAAAUGGCGAUCAUAUUGAUAUAAAAAGUACCAAUUAUGAACUUCAAGAGAAUGAAGAUGAGAGCAUUGAAAAUAUACAUUUUGAACCUAUAAUCUCUUUGCCUUUGAUAGAAGUAUCAAACAAUGAAGAAGAUGAAAUAGAAAUGUUAAAAUUGCGAGCAAAAUUGUAUCGUUAUGAUACAUCAAAUAUUCCAGCAGAAUGGAAGGAACGUGGUACUGGAGAAGUCAAAUUGUUAAGGCACAAAACAAAAAACACAGUUAGAGUAGUCAUGCGUAGAGACAAAACUCUUAAGAUUUGUGCUAAUCAUUUUGUGACUCCAUGGAUGGAAUUAAAACCAAAUUGUGGCAGUGAUAGAGCAUGGGUCUGGAGUGUACUUGCUGAUUAUGCAGAUGAACAACUUAAACCUGAAUUACUUGCAAUUCGUUUUGCAAAUACUGAAAAUGCAUCAGCUUGGAAAGAAGCAUUUGAGAAAGCUAAAAAGAUUGUAGGAUCUGAAUGUGAGAUUUAUGCUGGUAAAAGCAGCCCAGAACAGAAACACGUAGAAAGCGAUAGUGAACCUAGCAGCGAUGUAAGCUAUGAUGAAAGUACAGAUAACGAAGAAGUCAAAUCAUCUAAGCAGAAUGAAAAAUGUAAUACAAUUCCUGAACAGGAAGAAAUUGAAAACAAGAUAACGAUGCCGAUGGAAAAAGAUAUAGUAACAAAUGACAAAAUAAUCAAAGAAAUUACAAAAUUGAAUUUGAAAGACGAUAAUGAGCAAAAAUAAUGAAUCAUAUAUAAAGACAUACGAACACGGAGUUUAUCAAACGGAACAUUCCGAUAUUAUGCACACAAAUAUGCAUAUUACAUAUUGUUGAUAUUUCAUUAUUUGAACAAUGACAUACAGGAAUAUAUUUUUUAGUAAUAAUGUUAUGGAAAAAUAUAAUAAACUUCCAAAUCGUGCUGUAAAAUCGUAUUUUUUUUAGUGUUGCACAUAUCGCUCAUUUGCUGCAACAGUAACAUAACUAAAAAAAAUCACGAUUUUCCAAAGAAAACGAGUUUUAAUGUUUUACAUCGUUAUAAAAUGUGACGAUGCAAUAGUAACACAACUA
Linepithema humile (Argentine ant) is the source of this 1289-nucleotide messenger RNA. RefSeq names its product ran-specific GTPase-activating protein-like. Gene Ontology annotation, cellular component: cytoplasm; nuclear pore. The record is from RefSeq and is a predicted model, not a curated record. Gene Ontology annotation, molecular function: GTPase activator activity. Lineage: Eukaryota; Metazoa; Arthropoda; Insecta; Hymenoptera; Formicidae. Gene Ontology annotation, biological process: nucleocytoplasmic transport.